UUUUACAAACUUAUUUUACAAAACGGUUUUCGUUAACAAUGAGACUUCAUUUCUUCCUCAUACAAUGAACCAUCCAAGUUGCAAAAUAUAGGAAGUCACAUCAUCGGUUAUCAUGGAUGGAUUUUUAUAUAUUUAUUCUACUAUUCUAAUGAUUAUUCUACUCCAAGGAAACACCGUGAUAGCUACGGAUAAUUCAAGUUCAACUUCCACCAAUGUUGUGAUAUCUACUGUUAAUGUUAUACCAGUUGUCCAUAACACAACCACAGAGAAAACGAAUACCACAAAUACAAAAGAUCGAGACAACUUUCUAGUAUAUAUUUUGGUUCCGGCCGCAAUUUUAGCUCUUGUUGGUUUCGUGAUACUAACGGUUUUGAUUGUACGGUGUUUCAGAGCAGUGCACGAACCAGAAGAUGUUGAUCACCUGACCAGGAAAGAUUACAACGAAACAACAGAGCAUCAUAUGUUUGGUCUCUUCAACAAAUCUUACAAAGGUAUUGAUUCUGAUGACCAUCUUUCAGCAAAAGAUAACUCUAGAAAAAGAAGCAUCUUUGAAUUGAAUGAAAGUCACGCUAUAAAAAGAUCAGACCCAGCUUAUGUCGAUAUUGAUAUACCAAUUGACGUUCCGUCGUCAGAGGAAGAAAAAUUUUCGCGGGGAGCUAACGAUAAUAAUAAUCACGAAAUUGCAAACAAAACCUACAAACGUGCUACGGCAAUUUCAGAGUUUUCAACUUUGUCCGGCAAUCCAAAUUAUAAUCACAUACAGUUAAGAGAUGAAGAAGAUGUUUACAAUAGACUGACACUGAAAAAUACGGACCAGAGGGCUACACAACACACCAAAAGCACUUUUAAUGAUGAGGAAUAUGUUCAUUCAGCUGUCAAUAAAAGUUAUAAAACGUUUGAGGAUAGCUAUUCUCGCCUGAGUAGUGUUGUUCCAAGGAAAAAUCCAUUUUUACGUCUAUCUGAGGUGGAAGAGAACAACGUGGGUACCAAGUCCUCUGCACAGUUGGGCUUAGGAAAAGAGGCGCCGGAUUCAUCUGAGAAUCCCCGUAAAACCUAUGUGAAUAGUGGAAAACAAACGACUAAAAGUGAUAAGCUCCAGUAUAACUAUAGCAAAGUUAAAAAGACACGAUCAGCUGAUAUUAAACAUGAAGCUGUAGGAGUGAAUGAACAAGUUACGUUGAAUGUAAAUACUCUGACAAAAUCUUCAAAACCUGAGACAGAAAAGUGUUCAAACAAAUAUUCCGAUAGUGGCAACAGUUUCGAUGUAUCGCCGGAUUGUUCAAAUCUGGUAGAUAAAAACGGUUACAGUAUUGUGAAUAAACGAAAAUGUUUAAAUCCUGAGUCUAAGCCAAACACUGGAAAUGAGGACAAUUAUGCAAUUCAGUCAGAGAUAAAAAGUGGACAAAAUAUAAAACACAGUAAAAAGGAUGAUGAUUAUUGUGAAGUCAUCAAGAAAUCAAACAAAAGUGUUGAGGAUUUCCAUUACAGUGGAAUUGAAAUAAAUACAGACAAGUUUUUUAUAGUGACUGACAGUUAACAUUUAAAUAUAAACAUUUUACUGAUCAAACAUUAAUGAGAAUGUAAGCUAGUGGUAAAAAACAUUGCAUCUUCUAGUAACACUUCUUUGACUAAUUUGAGCUGUAAAUAUGUGAUUCUUUUAAUGUAUGUAUAUUUUCAGGUAUGUCAAAUCAAAUUUUGCAAAUAACUCAACAAGUAAUUCAAAUUUACACAUUCAAACUAACUCUAUGUAAAUACUAGAUUGCGUAAGAUUGUUACUGUUAUUAAGAAUAAUUUUAUAUCACAAACCAUUCUACUAAUAAAACCGUCUGAUGGCUUGUAGGGGGAAGAAAAAUUUAAAUUUAAAUGAGAAAUGUGGUCGUGAAUGCUACACUCGGUAAAAACUUUAUUAUCUUCAUAUCUGUUGCACUUGAUGUUAAAAGGAAGAUAUUUCAUUUCUAUCUUACCUUGUUAUCAAGUAUGUUUUGUUUUUGAUUACAAAGCAUGAAUAUGACCUUAUGUCCUGUUGAAAUAAAGAACCAGCAAUGCUUAACUAAAAAAAUGUAGACUAUGUUUUUAUCCUGAUAAUUUUAUUCAGUAUAUUUGUUGUUUUUUUUAUACUUUUUUUAUUUAUAAUAUAUCUUACUACUCAUUUCUAUUUGAUUUAAGUCUACUUUUUGUAAAUAAAAUUUAUUUUAUAUUUUCGUGU
Messenger RNA from Ruditapes philippinarum (Manila clam), 2206 nucleotides. RefSeq lists its product as uncharacterized. Lineage: Eukaryota; Metazoa; Mollusca; Bivalvia; Venerida; Veneridae. The record is from RefSeq and is a predicted model, not a curated record. The transcript is spliced from 4 exons. Bases 113 to 1537 code for a protein of 474 amino acids.